AUAGAAGUGAGAACUUAUUUGGCAUUGCGUAUUUUUUGAAAAAUCAGUUUGAAAUGUUCCUUAAAUGUAUCUGUUAACCGACAAAUUAACUGAUUCAAGCACCCAACCUGUAAUGUUCAAGCUGCAGGUGGCUGCUGCCUGAAACACCAUCCACAAUGGGGAACAAAUGUUGUACACCUUUACCUGACCCUGGUGUAGAGGCUCUAAAUCCACUGCCACACAGAUACGAAAUCCUUAAAUAUCUGGGAGAAGGAGGCUCCGCAGUUGUCCUCAAAUGCUUAGACAGACACACACACAAAAAUGUGGCUGUGAAGUUUGCCAAAAGGAAAAACAAGUUGAACCAUGAGGCAGCCAUGAUGAACUUUCUCAUGAAGUACAACUUGGAUCAGCAUAACAUCAUCAAGUUUCACCACAGCUCCAGCUCAAACUCCUGUCUGGUGUUUGACAUGUGUGACAUCACUCUACAUGACUACUUUAAAAAAAGAAAGACACCAAUGGAUUUACAAGACAUUGGAACAGUUAUACAGCAAUUGGCUGUAGCUUUACACGCACUGGAGAAUUUUGGCAUCAUCCACUGUGACCUGAAAACAAACAACAUCAUGGUGGUGAAUCAAAAGAGAAAACCAUUGAAGGUCAAGCUGAUUGACUUUGGCCUGGCCGUCUUCCCCCAUCAAGCAAAUCAGACAAUCAAUCAAUGUCUUUUUUAUAAGGCUCCCGAACUCAUAUUGGGGCUCCCAUAUUCUACAGCUGUGGACAUCUGGUCACUGGGAUGUGUGAUGGGAAAGAUGCUUUUAAACUGUGCACUUUUCCCAGGGGAAAGUGAAUAUGAAACUCUGUGCUACAUAGUUGAUCUUCUGGGACCACCACCAGACCAUCUAGUUAAUGCUGGCAGGAAAUCAGCACAGUAUUUUAAACGGACAGUCUCCAACCAGUGGGUACUGAAGACACCUGCAGAAUACUGGAGAAAGGAUCAACAACUGACAAACAGAAAGUCCUACAAGGCUCGUUUUUGGCAUCGAGCAAGAAUGAGUCAUCUGAAGUUUGAAGAACUGGCUGCAACAGAAGAGAGGAAGAAUUGUAUAACACUAAUUAAGGCAAUGCUUCAGUGGGAUCCAGAGAAGAGGAUUACUCCCAAAGGCAUCCUAAACCAUUCCUUUAUUAUCAGGAAUUGUUGCAACCGCAGCAGCUCCUGUCUUCUAUCUAUCACUGCACUGGGACAGGAAACUAACACCAACAAAGACGCUGGUUCUUCCACAACCAUGGCACAUCCCACCAGCACAAACCAGGAAAAGAAAGUUUUCAACUGUGUGGUCAAUCUACUCCAAGAAAGGAGAUGUACAUUUGACAUGUUAGUGCCACUGCAAACCUGUGCAGACCAGCCAAUGGAUUCUGACAAGAACUUGCUUCAACUACCACAGAUAGACCGGCCACCCUGUGAACAGUUGGGUCAGCCUGCUCCCACAGAAAACAGAUUUCUCUUAAGGAACAGAGAUGGCGGGAGACCCAUAACAGGGCCAAGCUUGAAAUCCACCAUCAAACAGGAAGAGCAGAGCCCUCUUGCUGAUGUACCAGCCACAACAAAGGAAAGCUACAGCCAGACCACCGAAGAUUGCAGCAAGCCAAAGCAGAAGUGUUUUUUGCAGAAUAUGUGUCUUGGUUGGGUGCAGAGUAGAAACAAACAUUAGUUGCUGUCUAGAGUUUGUGUGGUGUAAUAAAAAACCUAAUUGCAAAA
Molecule: messenger RNA, 1732 nt
Organism: Girardinichthys multiradiatus
Lineage: Eukaryota; Metazoa; Chordata; Actinopteri; Cyprinodontiformes; Goodeidae
Product: homeodomain-interacting protein kinase 1-like
Exons: 9
Coding region: 156-1685 (509 amino acids)
Biological process (GO): peptidyl-threonine phosphorylation; peptidyl-serine phosphorylation
Cellular component (GO): nucleus; cytoplasm
Molecular function (GO): protein tyrosine kinase activity; protein serine/threonine kinase activity; ATP binding
Source: RefSeq, a predicted model, not a curated record